This is a messenger RNA of Anolis sagrei ordinatus, 2196 nucleotides long. The record is from RefSeq and is a predicted model, not a curated record. Lineage: Eukaryota; Metazoa; Chordata; Lepidosauria; Squamata; Anolidae.
CUUUGGCUCUGGAAACAGAUCAGAGCUCAAAAAGCAAGAGGGAAGCAUGUACUCUCCAGAUAAAUGGGAGCAGAGAAGAGCCUUAUAAACCAUGAAGGUACACAGUUUGUAAGCAAUGCACAGCUUUGUGUGUCCAGGAAGAGGACAGCAAUAGAGAAAGAGACACAGAGAAGGAGAACAAGGAGGGGGUGAUGAGCUGGAUUUUUAUUGGAAGCUCUUAAAACUGGUUGCUAUGAGACCUUCUGCAGCUACGGCAGGCACGGCGGCAAGCAUGUGAAGCUGCUAAAUCGUACCUCUCCUAGGUACCACUCCAUUUCUCCCCCUCUCCUAUUGCUUUUAUAGUUGUUUCAAGGCAAGUGCCUGCCAGCUCUGUACAGCUCCCCUCAAAGAAGAUGGAGGCCGGAGGUGAAACCCCCAACUCCUCCAGGACCUUUUCGGGGGGCUUGAGGGAGUAUAAGGUGGUGAUGCUGGGAUCAGGCGGAGUGGGCAAAAGUGCAAUGACAAUGCAGUUUAUUAGUCAUCGGUUUCCAGAAGAUCAUGAUCCCACCAUAGAUGCUUACAAAACACAAGUACGGAUAGACAAUGAACCGGCCUAUCUGGAUAUCCUAGACACAGCUGGACAAGCGGAAUUCACAGCCAUGAGAGACCAAUAUAUGCGAGGUGGAGAAGGCUUCGUUAUUUGCUAUUCCAUCACAGAUCGUCACUCCUUUCAAGAAGCGGCAGAAUUCAAAGAGCUCAUUUAUCGUGUCCGACGCACCUAUGACAUCCCGUUGGUGUUGGUGGGGAACAAAAUUGAUCUCAAGGAGCUGAGGCAGGUCUCCAAAGAAGAAGGUAUGAUCUUGGCCAGAGAGUAUGCUUGCCCUUUCUUUGAGACCUCUGCUGCACUGCAUUUCUACAUUGAUGAUGUCUUUCACAAUCUAGUGAGAGAAAUCCGCAAAAGAGAAAAUUCACUGCUUCUAGCAGAAAUGAAGUUGAAAAGCAAGGACAGUCUGUGGCAGAAACUGAAAGCAUCUUUGAAGAAGAAGAAGAAUGAAAGCCCUCCUUGGUGACACUGAUUGUUUACUUAAGUGCUAAAUAGUUGGAUGACAAUUAUGUAGAGCCCAAUGUCUAUUGAUUUUCAAAAGAAAUACAUGCAAAUGGUAUUUUUUUUCAGGAUUCCAUAGUAUAAUUUGUGCAAGAUGGAGAGAUACUCCCUUCUAAUGUGUUAGUAAAGAGAAGUUUGAGAUGUAUUUAAUGUGUUUAUGGGGUGUAUAUGUCUUUAUAAGGAGGUUGUAUUUGAAUGGCCUCAAACCCAUUAAUUUGUUCCAGGUAGAGUAGACCCAUUGAAUCAGUAGUUGACAUGUUGCUCAGUAAAGACUUUGUGACAGAUGAAAAUAGCCCUUGGAGCCAAUCCUAUUCGCCUUAUGUGUUGUGAAAAACCAUCGAAAGCUCUUUGCUUUGUUCUGUAAUUCAUUCUAGCUGUUUCACAUAGAUGUCACUACUUGAUGACAAAAUCACAGAGUGAUGGUCAACCAUGUAAGAUCUCAUUUAUCUUCAGCCUUUAGGGAGAAAUAUCACUAUUUGCAUCCCUUCUAGAUUAUGAAAUGCAAGGCAAGAUCACUGUGCUUCAAUAUAAUAUUUCCACUCACCCGGAAGCCCUUUACAUGUGCUCUCAAAGGGAAGUCUCAUUGAGAGAGGAUUGAAUUCUGGAUAUAUAGCAUUACAGCAUUAAUCAGUUUGAGAGUGCUUCCAGUUGUCCCAGAAUCACAAAAUAUUAGAGAUGGAAAAGACCACAAUGGUCAUCUAGUCCAAUUAUUUGUUAGAUAGGAAUCCACAACUAAACCUAUCCUUAAACAGGUGCUUUGAAUGAGAUUUUCCUGUAUCUAGGCAGGGAGUUGGACUGGAUGGCCCAUGAGGUCUCUUCCAACUCUAUGAUUCUAUGAUUCCUGAAAGAUGCCCAUCCAAUGUCUGUUUAAAGAUGUCCAAAUAAGGAGAACCCGUCCUUUCAGUCAGUUCAUUAUGUUGUCAUUGGGACUUCCCAAGAAGAUGACAUUUAUUCUUAUAUAUUACUGUAAAUCAUAAAUUUCAUUAUUGCAAGCCAAAAUGCAUUUUUUCUAAGUGUCCCUUUAUUGCAAAAAAGUAAACUGUGCAGUUUGAGGACUAUGUACUAGGCCUGGGUAACAACGGAAAAUUUUGUUUCUAAACUCGUUUCGUUUU